This is a messenger RNA of Kalmanozyma brasiliensis GHG001, 3093 nucleotides long. RefSeq names its product Gamma-tubulin complex component protein. The coding region runs from base 1 to 3093 and encodes 1030 amino acids. Gene Ontology annotation, molecular function: gamma-tubulin binding; microtubule minus-end binding. NCBI's taxonomy places the organism in Eukaryota, Fungi, Basidiomycota, Ustilaginomycetes, Ustilaginales. The transcript has a single exon. The record is from RefSeq and is a predicted model, not a curated record. Gene Ontology annotation, cellular component: gamma-tubulin small complex; spindle pole; centrosome. Gene Ontology annotation, biological process: spindle assembly; mitotic cell cycle; microtubule nucleation.
AUGUCGAGCGCUCGCACGUCCAGCGGCUCCAGGCCGCCCGUCGUGCCGGCCACGCCGGUCGGUCGAUCCAUGCGCAAGAAGAAUCAUCUCAAUCUCAGUGCAAAGGCGUUCGACAAGAUGUCCAAGCGUCUGCUUUCCGUCGAAAAGUCGACUGGACAGUCGGCCAUGGCAUCCUGGGCCAACUCAGAAUCAAACCAGCAAUUGGCGACUGCAUCACAUCGCAUCGAGGGCAUUCCGGAGCUAGGAGAAGGCGGACAUCGCACCACCGCAUCCUACGUCAUUGCUGAAGGAGAUGACAACGCUGCUGGCGCGCCCGAUGUCAAGUCCACAACAGAGUAUCACCUUCGUCGAUUCGGCAAAGCGCCCGUUUCAAGAGGCUUGACUCAGGGAGCAGGCAAGGGACCAGAUGGCGCCGCUCUCGCUGCUGCUGCUGCCAAGUCUCUGAAAGGGAAGGGCGUGGCUCCCAUUGAUUCGUUCCUCAACGAGGGCAGCUUCGUCUUCAACCCGCUCAACAGACGCGUACCGCAACAGAGUCCACGCAAGGCCAAGGCACGCACCGCUUCGUCUGCAAACAAUGCUGCAUCCUUGCGCGCCACAUCGGGACCAUCAAUACCAUCAGCGACGGUCGGCGCUGCGCCAGAACCGCGUCCGCCUUCGCAAAGGUAUCCAGCACAUCUCAAUCAAGCCGGUCCUUCCAGCCAGGCUCAGGUCGCUGCUUCCGAGCCAAUGUCACGCGAGGUGUCGGCCCGGCCUGACUCGACUCCGACAGCCGACUCGGAUGAUCCAGCACUCGUUCCGCUCGCCCUCGUCGACAGGGACUUGCAGGAAGCGCUCAUUCUCGAGGAUCUGCUCUACGUGCUCUUGGGUAUCGAGGGUCAGUACAUCACCUACGCCUCCACCUACGAUCCAGAAGACGUCGCACAUCGUCUGCGUGGCGCUCACUUCACCAUCGAUUCGGCCCUCGACGCUCCUCUGCGCGACCUCGUCGACCGCAUCCUUCCGCUCGCUACCGACUACACCGCCAUCUACGCUUUCAUCGAGACCGACUCUGGUCUCGAGUACGGCACCGUCAACCACGCACUCUGCUCUGCCAUCCGCGACCUGCUCCACGACUACGAGCUGCUCGUCGUCCAGCUCGAACAUCAGAUGGCUUCUUCGACCUCAUUCAGCCUGCAGAAGCUCUUCAUGUGGAUUCAGGAGACUGCGCGCACGCUCGCCAUGGUCCGCGCUCUGACCGACGAGAUCGUCGGCAUCUCCCACGCCGACCUCUUUGACGAUGAAGAUGAUGACGACUCAUCGGACGGAGAUGGAGCUUCCGAUAUCAGUGGGACAUCGGCUCUGGAGCGCGAGCGACGUGCUUUGCUCGGCCUCGAUGACCCGGAUGACGAAGGUGUCGAGGGUGGCAUUGCCAAAGGAGGUGAAGUGCUUUCGAUGCUCUGGGACCGCAUCACACGCAUGAGCGGCGAUCCAAAAGCACGCACGCUCUUUACGACGCUCUUCCAACGCGCGUCCCAACCGUAUGCCCAGACCAUGGUCAAGUGGAUCACCACUGGCGACUUGUCCGACACGUACGAAGAGUUCAUGGUCAUGGAGGAUGCCAAGGUCACGCGUGCUGCUCUCGAGUCGGACCCCACGGACGAGUACUGGGAGACACGGUACACGCUGCGCGACGAGACCACCAUCGCCAAGCGGGAGCGUCAGCGUCAGCUUGGGUUGGAUCUGGACGCCGAGCUGGAGGACGAGGAGGAGAACCCAAGAGGCAUUCUGACCGGUGGUGCCAAGAUCCCGUCCUUCCUGGAGCCAUGGAAGCACAAAAUCCUGCUGGCGGGCAAGUACCUCAACGUCAUCCGCGAGUGCGGUCUCGAGGUGCCGUCGGAUCCCGAUAAGGGAGCGGAAAACAGCGGUCUCGGCAGCAAACCCGGGAAAGGUGCGGCGACGAUGGUGGUCAUGAACGACGAGUCCUUCUUCCGACGCAUCGAGGGUGCUUACCAACGAGCCAAUUCGGCGUUGCUCAAGCUUCUUCUCGAGGACCAGCACAUCCUCGAGCGUCUCCGUUCUCUCAAGCACUUUUUCUUCUUCUCCGAGUCGGAUUUCCUCUCCUCUUUCCUCGAGCAGUCGGCCCACGAGCUGGCCAAGAAGGUGUCACCGACCAAGACGCGAGAGACGGUGCAGCAGCGGCUGCAGACGCAUCUCGGCGCAGUCCUGGGCUCGAGCAGCACCGUCGGCUUCGAAGAUCCUUAUCGGGAAGAUGUGCGCAUCGUCCUCGCCUCCGAAGGCGCCUACGACCAGCUCAAGCGCAUCGCCGAGACCAAAGGCGGUAUCGAGGCGACCAAGCUCGCUCAAGCCAACGCCGCCGCCACCGCUGCUGCCGCCACCGCCGGGUCUUCCGGCAAAGACUUUGUCUCGGCGGUCACGCUCCUCCAGUUCGACAUCGCGGUCAAGUUCCCCGUUUCGCUCGUCAUCAGCCGCAAAAACAUCCUUCGCUACCAAUUCGUCAGUCGCGGUCUGUUCCACCUCAAGACGCUCGAGCGAUCGCUAUCCGAGUUGUGGCUGGACCAUUCGUCGAACCUGUUGUGGAAGCAACGCACACAUCCGGCACUCGAAAAGUGGAAGCAGAAGCUCUUCCUCCUGCGCUCACGGAUGACGUUCUUCGUGCAACAGCUCCUGGCCUUCCAGCUGAUGGAAGUGCUCGAGCCGAACUACCUUGACCUCGAGCGUCGUCUGCGCAAUGUCAAGACGGUCGACCAGCUGAUGAAGGACCAUUUCGCGUUCCUCAACACGACGCGCAAGGAGCUCAUGUUCACCGACCUGCGCUAUCUGGAGUUGCACGCCAAGCUGACGGAGGUGAUCCACAUCUUUGUGGAGAAUCGGACGAGGUUCCAGGACCAGGUGCUGCUGGAAACGGAGCGAUGGAGGAAGGAGGGCACGCCGGUGCCCCAGUUGCAGGACGCGACGCGGGAACAUCUGGCCAAGUUCGAGAGACACUGGGAGAAGUACGCCAAGACGUAUAAGGAUGUGGUGAACCUGCUGAGUACGACGGACAACCCGGCGGCGCUGCCCCUUGCGUAUCGAUUCCAGAGCUCCAAUUUGUAG